CCUGUUUCAGCGUUGGUCUAUCACAUAUUUAUGCAAAACGAAUAUCCAGUGUUCGCUGCACUGAAAUCUAAAACCCUAACACCUUUCCCUCUCUCACAACGGGAAACAAGAGACAGACAGAGAUUAUAGAGCCAUUUCGCAGCUUAGAGCAAAACGCUAAUGGCUAAUGAACAAGAUAUGAGUAGCUGGACCGAUCUCCUCCACUCCUCCUCGAAGCUUCUCGAACAAGCUGCUCCUUCUGCUCAGUUCCCUCCUCUCCAGAGGAACUUAGAUCAGUUAGAAGCAUUAUCAAAGAAGCUCAAGGCAAAAACUUUAAGAACUGAAGCCCCUUCUCAAUCCAUUGCUGCAACAAGGCUUCUUGCACGUGAAGGAAUAAAUGCUGAGCAGCUUGCAAGGGAUCUUAAAUCUUUUGAAUUGAAGACAACAUUUGAAGAUGUAUUCCCUGCUGAGGCUACAAGCGUUGAAGAAUACUUGCAACAGGUUCAUGAAAUGGCAAUGGUUUCGGCCAUACAGGAAGCUCAGAAGGAUAACCUAAGAAGCUUUAAUGAUUACAUGAUGAAAGUUUUGGAGGAAGAUUGGCAAAAAGAGAAACGUGACUUUCUUCAGAGCUUGAGCCGGAUUUCAGCAUUGCCCAGGACUAAUGCAGUUAAUACAAGUACUGGUGCUAUUCGUUCAGGUCAAAUAGCAUCUGUGGCUUCCAGCCCUCAGGUUUCGUCUGGUCCGUCUGGCAUGGAGCUUGCAACUACAGCUAACAAGCCUAUCCUGGAGAGAAAAGCUUCAGCCUAUGCCGAAGUAGUGAAAAGUCUGAACAAUGCGAGAGAACGUGGCUUGCAAUUUAAACCUGCAACAGCCUUCAAGAGUGCUUAUGAAAGUUUGGGUAUUGAAGCUUCCAGUGGAAAAUCAGUUAACAUGCAGAAGAUAUGGCAUCUUGUUCAGACAUUGAUGGGUGAGAAUUCUACCAUUCAUCAGAAUCUUUCUAGAAAAAUGUCAUUAGUGAUUGGUGCAAGGCGCCAUCUAGAAUGGGGACAUGAAAAGUAUAUUAUGGAUACAAUACAAAGUCAUCCAGCACAGGCUGCCCUUGGUGGAGCUGUUGGGAAUUUACAAAGAAUUCGUGCGUUUCUUCGGAUUCGUUUAAGGGAUUAUGGAGUUCUAGAUUUUGAUGCAGGAGAUACACGUAGGCAACCUCCAGUUGAUACUACUUGGCAGCAGAUUUAUUUUUGCUUGAGAACUGGGUAUUAUGAUGAAGCAAGAAACGUUGCCCUCACGUCCCGUGCUUCACAGCAAUUUGCUUCUCUGCUUACAGAGUGGAUUAACGCUGGAGGAAUGGUGCCUGCGGAAAUUGCUGCUGUUGCUUCAGAAGAAUGUGAAAAAAUGUUAAGAAUGGUUGAUCGGGUGGGUCGAGCUGCAUAUGACAAGAAAAAGUUGUUACUCUAUGCUAUAGUAUCUGGUUCUAGGAGGCAAAUUGACCGCCUGCUGAGAGAUCUACCAACACUUUUCAAUACUAUAGAGGAUUUUUUGUGGUUCAAGUUAUCAGCUGUACGAGACUUCCAUGGCGAAACCUCAUCUGUGGUCCUGAAUGAAGGUUCAGUACCAUACAGUUUGGAUGAUUUACAGGCUUAUCUAAAUAAAUUUGAGCCAUCAUAUUAUACCAAAAAUGGGAAGGACCCUCUGGUUUACCCAUAUGUGUUGCUUUUAAGCAUCCAGUUGUUAAAAGCUGUCUUACAUUUGUCUAAGGAAGUUGCAAAUGAAGGAUAUGAUAUUGAUGCUGUCCACAUAUCAAUUGUGCUAGCAGACCAUGGGGUUCUUUCUGAAGUUGCUGGGGCUGGACAAAAACUAGGGGUCAUGGAUGCUUAUGCUGAAAUCUCUAGCAUUAUUAGGCAGUAUGGUUCUGCAUAUUUGCGUCAUGGCAAUCUGCCGGUGACAUUGGAAUAUUAUGCGCAAGCUGCUGCUGCAGUAGGGGGUGGAGAGUUGUCAUGGACUGGGAGAGGCAAUGUGGAUCAGCGGAGACAGAGAAGUUUGAUGCUGAAGCAACUCCUUACUGAGCUAUUGUUACGAGAUGGUGGUAUUUAUCUUUUACUUGGUCCACGUGGUAUUGGAGAAGAAGGUGAAUUGGUGCGGUUUUUGAAUGAUAUCAAUGUAAGACAACAAUUUCUGCUUGAAGCUGCUCGCCAGUGUCAGGAAACUGGACUCUAUGAUAAAUCCAUAGAAAUUCAGAAGAGGAUUGGAGCAUUCUCUGUGGCUCUAGAUACAAUUAAUAAGUGCCUGUCUGAGGCAAUCUGUGCCCUGUCACGCAGUAAAUUGGAUGGUGAGAGUCGGACUACUGGUCUCAUUCAUUCUGGCAAUGAGAUUUUGGAGACUUACAAGUACUAUCCUGAAGUCAGUCUUCAAGAGAGAGAGCAUGUUUUAGAGCAAGAAACUGUGUUGAGACAACUUGAAGCGAUUUUGUCUGUUCACAAACUGGCAAGACUGGGUCAUUAUCUUGAUGCUUUAAGGGAGGUUGCUAAAAUUCCCUUUCUUCCAUUAGAUCCACGAGUGCCAGAUGUCACUCUAGAUGCAUUUCAGAAUUUGUCUCCUCAUGUCCAAGCUUGUGUACCUGACUUUCUGAAGGUUGCUCUUACAUGUCUUGACAAUGUGACGGAUUCUGAUGGAUCACUUCGUGCCAUGAGAGCAAAGAUUGCGCAGUUUCUUGCUAACAAUAUGAAUAGAAAUUGGCCUCGCGAUUUGUAUGAAAAGGUUGCCCGAAGUCUGUGAAGGAGUUUCGGAUGCCCCUCUCUGGUGGCCAAGCAAAUUUUCUAGAUGUUUAGUUGAGAUUAUCAUACCUCUGAUUUUAUAAAGAAACAAAUCCAAAUUAUUCAACUGAAACGUGAUGACUGACUCCUUGUUAAGCAAGCAUCUUUGGUUUUGGAAUGAAUUUUUGGUAACUUUGUCCUCCAA
Hevea brasiliensis (rubber tree) is the source of this 2934-nucleotide messenger RNA. RefSeq names its product nuclear pore complex protein NUP93A. The transcript is spliced from 15 exons. Gene Ontology annotation, molecular function: structural constituent of nuclear pore. Lineage: Eukaryota; Viridiplantae; Streptophyta; Magnoliopsida; Malpighiales; Euphorbiaceae. The record is from RefSeq and is a predicted model, not a curated record. Bases 160 to 2751 code for a protein of 863 amino acids. Gene Ontology annotation, biological process: poly(A)+ mRNA export from nucleus; protein import into nucleus. Gene Ontology annotation, cellular component: nuclear pore.